AUGUCGCAGACAGAAGCCGUCACCACGCCGGUGACCCAGGCCCACGCCGAGCCCGAACAGGAGAAGCCCGAGAAGCAGGAGGAGAAGCCGCAGCAGAAGGAGACCGAGAACAAGAGACUCUCGUCUGGCACGGAGUCUGACGACGACCCUGCAACCGAUCCUGAUGAUAACUUCGAAGACGCCGUAGCGCAUUCUCCCGCGCGAUCUCUCACAAAGCGAUCCAUCUCAUAUCCCAAAUCCCAGACCCCGGCAGAAGAUCCUGCUGCCGAGGAGCCAUCCGACCGGAAGUCUGGGGAGACGCAUCGCUCAGAGGACAAGCGGGCGUCAAAGACAGGGGAUCCUGCUGCAGAAUCCGCCGACGAAGUAGAAAGCCUCCAUGAGAAACCUCUCCCUCGACGGAAAUCAUCCUCUGUCUCGAAACGCAUCUCCAGUACUUCCAACUUAGAUAACGUUAGCCUUGACGACGACGACGCUCCGCCUCCACCUCCCGUCCCCAAGAGUCCUCCCAAGGACAAGGAGCCGCACAACAAAUCGAUAUCUUUGAACAACAUAUCCCUACCCUCGAUGCCAUGGUCGCCUCCGGCUGAGGCGGCCUCAAGGGGCUCCCUUCCACCAGCUGCGGUCGUUGCACCUCCUCCGCCUCCGCCUCAACCUCAGCCUCCAGCCCCGGCCCCAAGCCGAAAGCUCACCAGCCCUUUCUCUUGGCUGUCCCGGAACUCUAGCAAAGAGAAGGAGACCCCCCCACCACCACCACCUCAUAGCACGGGACGAAGGGGCACUGCUAGCUCUAUCGCGACCUUGACGAGCAAUCCGGAGAUGAUGCUCAGCCGACUUGAGGAAGAGAAGGAUGGAGAUUCGCUCCAUAGCGAACCCGCCCAGCGGAUUAGUCUCAAAGACAGAUUUAAGCAAUUGAGGCUACAGGAGGAGGCCACCCGUACACCCGAAGGCGAGGACGAGACUGUGAAUGGGACUACUGGUCUGGCUGUGCAAGUGGAGGAGACUCAUCCCCACGAGAAGCCCCUUCCUUCGCCGGUUCCGCAACCGAUUCCUGGUCUCGCGCCUGGAACUGUGUCCGGAGUUAAUGCAGGGCCCUCGGCCAUGGCAGAGGACAAGGUUGACUGGGACCUGUGGCAGUCUGUCGUCUACGAAGGACCAGCUGCUGUCGCGCGGACCAGUGCUGAGGAGCUGAACAAGGCUAUCGCCACUGGAAUUCCUAGCGCCAUCCGUGGAGUCAUCUGGCAAGUCUUGGCCAACAGCAAGAAUGAGGAUCUGGAGCUUGUUUACAAGGACCUGGCCACCCGUGGUACCGACAGGAGCAAGGACCGUCACAGCAACAGCACAACUACCAGCUCGCUGAGCAACGGAAACCUUAGCGUUCAUAGUGGUGACGCUGUUACGUCCUCAGCUUCCUCUGUUAACUCGGACCAUUCAGGUGCGCCGUCACCCAACGAGAAGAAUACCGAAGCUAUCUUGAAGGCCCAAGCAGCAGCCGCAGCUGAGCGAAAGCGAAAAGAGAAGGAAGAUGCGGCUAUGCUGCAGAAGCUUGAGAAGACGAUUCGUCGCGACCUGGGUGCCCGUACCAGCUAUUCAAAGUAUGCGGCUGCUGCCGGGCUUCAAGAGGGUCUGUUUGGUGUCUGCAAGGCCUAUGCUCUCUUUGACGAGGGUGUUGGAUAUGCCCAAGGCAUGAACUUCCUUAUCAUGCCCUUGCUUUUCAACAUGCCCGAACAAGAAGCCUUUUGUCUCCUUGUCCGAUUGAUGAACCACUACAAGUUGCGAGACUUGUUUAUCCAGGACAUGCCGGGAUUGCACAUGCAUCUUUAUCAGUUUGAACGUCUGCUCGAAGACUUUGAGCCUGCCCUGUACUGCCACCUUCAUCGCAGGGGCAUCUCUCCCCACCUCUACGCAACCCAAUGGUUCUUGACUCUCUUUGCCUACCGUUUCCCCCUUCAACUAGUGCUACGCAUUUAUGACCUCAUCCUCUCGGAGGGUCUUUCAGCAAUUCUCCGAUUUGGCAUUGUCCUUAUGCAGAAGAACGCUACCACACUUCUCGGGCUGUCCGACAUGCAGCAGCUCACUACUUAUCUGAAGGACAAGGUCUUUGACGUCUACAUUGACAAGGACCCCAGCCAUGGAAGCCUCCUGGAGAACGGCUUCUUUGGAAGCUCGAGUUCCAGCAUGGAUAAGGAGGUGUACCGGGCUGAUCAACUUGUCAGAGAUGCCUGCGAGGUCAAGAUCACACCGGAGAUGCUGAAGGCAUACAGCACCGAGUGGGAAGAAAAGACAAAGGCUGAGAAGGAACGUGAGAAUGAACUCUAUGAGCUUCGGACGGCAAACCACAACUUUGCCAUCAGAGUCCGAAAACUCGAGGAGAGGGUUGAGGUCUGUGAUCGAGAGCAGGCUGACCUCGCAACUGAGCUCGUCCACACCAAAGUCGAGAACGAGGAGCUCAAGGAUGAGAACGAAAGUAUGAGAGGUCAAGUCCGAGAGCUGAAGAUCGUCAUCGAGAAGCAGCCAUCGGAGUUUGAGGAAAAGUGGAAGCUAGAGCGUGAUGACUUGAUGAAGCGCAACCUCCACGUGCACGAGGAGAACCAGAGGCUCGAGAAUGAGCUGAGUGAGCUCGAAGAGGAGUUGGUUCAGACCAAGCUGCGUUAUGCAGAGAUCAACUCCCAGCACGAGACUCUGAACCGCAAGUGGACCGACUUGAAACGUCAGUUUGCAUAA
Fusarium keratoplasticum is the source of this 2721-nucleotide messenger RNA. Its product is annotated as Rab-GAP TBC domain-containing protein. The coding region runs from base 1 to 2721 and encodes 906 amino acids. The record is from RefSeq and is a predicted model, not a curated record. The transcript has 5 exons. NCBI's taxonomy places the organism in Eukaryota, Fungi, Ascomycota, Sordariomycetes, Hypocreales, Nectriaceae.